UUGAUAGCUUUGAUGGCUUUGAUAGUGUGUGUGACGUACGUUUGAGUUAAUUGUAAAGCGAGGAGUCAUCCGAAAUAAUGGGUUGACCAAAUUUAGAAAUGAAGUGAUAGGCUUUGUAUUCAACCCUUACUAUGCCCAAGAUUUUAAUAAGUGUUUCAAUGACACAAAUAUAUAUACCACGAUAUCGUCUAGCGGACGAACCACCAGGAAAACCUCAUUACGUUUAUGUUGUGGAAGUACUGGAAGGAGGUAAACAUCACCGAAUUGAAAGGCGCUAUAGCGCCUUCCACUGUUUACAUAGAGAGUUGAGAAAAUGCUAUAGCACCCCAUUGUUUCCACCAAAAAGGGUGCGUAGCUGUCAGCCAAAGGUUCUAGAAAGAAGAAGACAGAGUCUGGAACAGUAUUUACAAGCAAUGCUGAGAUUUGGACCAAGCCGAGCUCAAGUACUGGCUUUUCUUGGGGUAAAGAAAUUGAAAGGCAGCCUUGAGUGCAUGGAUUUUGCUGCUGAAGAGAAAGUAAUGGAACAUCAGCCAAUAUAUAUUUAUAAGAAGGACCCUUAUAUGCAAAUAGAAGAAAACAGUCAUUUACCGGAUGUGGUAAUUCAAGGAGUUUUAAUGGGACUGUAUGGAAGCACACACUGACUUCAGAUCA
Cryptotermes secundus is the source of this 651-nucleotide messenger RNA. RefSeq names its product sorting nexin-24. The transcript has 3 exons. The record is from RefSeq and is a predicted model, not a curated record. NCBI's taxonomy places the organism in Eukaryota, Metazoa, Arthropoda, Insecta, Blattodea, Kalotermitidae. Bases 132 to 641 code for a protein of 169 amino acids. Gene Ontology annotation, molecular function: phosphatidylinositol phosphate binding.